Messenger RNA from Anguilla rostrata (American eel), 5891 nucleotides. RefSeq names its product tripartite motif containing 36 (gene trim36). NCBI's taxonomy places the organism in Eukaryota, Metazoa, Chordata, Actinopteri, Anguilliformes, Anguillidae. The record is from RefSeq and is a predicted model, not a curated record. The transcript is spliced from 10 exons. Gene Ontology annotation, biological process: acrosome reaction; spindle organization. Bases 283 to 2523 code for a protein of 746 amino acids. Gene Ontology annotation, molecular function: protein binding; zinc ion binding; ubiquitin-protein transferase activity. Gene Ontology annotation, cellular component: acrosomal vesicle.
CCCCCUCUCCCUCCCUUUUUGAACACCCAACUACUGCAGAAUCGUUUCUAUGGAGAUUCCGCUGUCUCCACCCAGCCCCACGUAGUCUACUGCAGGAGCCUCCCCGGCGUUGAGUUUGCAGAAAGCUGUGGUCAUUCGGCAGCUGCUGAAUCACGUCGAGAUUUCAUCCGCAGCGUCAGGUCGCGUUAUUUAAUUCAUUGUGGACUGCGCCGGCUGAUGAUUGCGUUCGGCAUCUUCAGCUCAAGGCAUUGAAAGUUGUAACCCUAAAUUCUCUCGUUCAGAAUGUCGGCGGUUUCACGACGUAGCUCCAUUUUGGUUCCAAUUAAGAACAUUGAGCGGGAGCUCAUCUGCCCAAUCUGCAAGGAGCUGUUCACGCACCCGCUCAUUCUGCCCUGCCAGCACAGCGUUUGUCACAAGUGUGUCAAAGAACUGCUCCUUCUGAACCAUGAAGAUUCCCUCAGCACUGAUGCGGGAUCAGAGUCCUCCCUUCCCGGGAGUCCUCGCUCCAGAGUUCCCUCUCCCAGUAUGGAGAGACUUGACCGGCUCGUGAGAUCAGGUUCGAUCUCCUCGCCGGGGUGGAGGCGGGGCUCGGUGACCCCCCGCAUCACCACCUUUCCGUGCCCGGGCUGCCAGCACGACAUCGACCUGGGCGAGCGGGGCAUCAGCAUGCUGUUCCGCAACUUCACGCUGGAGUCCAUCGUGGAGCGGUACCGGCAGGCCGCGCGCGCCGCGGUGGCCAUCCUGUGCAACGUGUGCAAGCCGCCGCCGCAGGAGGCCACCAAGAGCUGCAUGGACUGCAAGGCCAGCUACUGCAACGAGUGCUUCAAGCUCUACCACCCCUGGGGCACCCCCAAGGCGCAGCACGAGUACGUGGGGCCCACCACCAACUUCAGGCCCAAGGUGCUGAUGUGUCCCGAGCACGAGAUGGAGAAGGUGAACAUGUACUGCGAGGUGUGCCGGCGUCCGGUGUGCCACCUCUGCAAGCUGGGUGGCUCCCACGCCAACCACAGGGUCACGUCCAUGAGCAGCGCGUACAAGAUCCUCAAGGAGAAGCUUUCAAAGAGUAUCCAUUACCUAAUCAGCAAAGAGGACAAAGUCAGGACUCAGAUUUCCGAGCUGGAGGUGUUGAUUAGUCAAACCGAGGAGAACGGCGCGGAGGCGGAGCGCCGGGCCCACGAGCACUUCGACCGGCUCUUCGGCAUCCUGCAGGAGAAGAAGGACGAGAUGCUGCGGUCCAUCGAGGGGUCUCGCGCGCGGCGCCUGGGCAGCCUGCGCGGCCAGGUGGACGAGUACCAGGGCAUGCUGGAGAACAGCGGCCUGGUGGGCUACGCGCAGGAGGUGCUCAAGGAGACCGACCAGUCCUGCUUCGUCCAGACCGCCAAGCAGCUGCACAACAGAAUCCAGAAAGCUACGGAGUCUCUGAAGACCUUCCACCCGGCGGCUGACCCCUCCUUCGAGGACUACGUCCUGGACGUGUCCAAGGAGGAGGCCGUGCUGAAGGAGCUGUCUUUCGGGGGAGUGCCCGAUCCCCCCGUCAUCGACAGGACGCGGAGUCGCGUGUACAACGAGGGGCUGAUCUGCUGGGACGUCCCGGAGGACGGCCUGCCCACGGACCAGCACUUCCUGGAGUUCAGGAAGCUCGGCGGGGGCGGGGGCGGGGGCAGCGCCGGCGGCGGUGAGGAAGAGGAGGAGGGGGGCGGAGAUUGGCGGCUCAGGGAGAAGGUGUACGGCUGCAGCUCCGUGGUGUGCGCCCUGGAGGGCGACAGCGUGUACUCCUUCAGGGUCCGAAGCCGCCGCGAAGCCUUCUUCAGCGCCUACGGCCCGGAGGUGUCCUUCCACACCCCGCCCGCGCCAGUGUUCAGCUUCCUGUUCAACGACAAGUGCGGCUUCAGCCCCGAGCGGCUGUCGCUGAGCGUGCGGCGGGACGCGGUGGAGAGCGUGGCGGGGCUGCCCUUCCUGCUGGCGGCCGAGCGCGUGCAGACCGGGGCCUACGUCUGCCUGGACUACAUCAUCGGCGACGCCGGCGUCUCGCAGGGCCGCCACUUCUGGGCCUUCCACGUGCAGCCGCACUCCUACCUGGUCAAGGUGGGCGUGGCCUCCGACUCCAAGCUGCAGGAGUGGUUCCACAGCCCGCGCGACACCAGCAGCCCCAGGUACGACCACGACAGCGGCCACGACAGCGGCAGCGAGGACACCUGCUACGAGCUGUCCCAGCCCUUCACCCUGCUCACCGUGGGGAUGGGCAAGCUCUUCAUCCCCAAGGGCUCCGUCGCCGCGGCGGCGGCCCCCGGCGACCACGGCAGCCGCGUGCUGCCCAUGCCCCAGCGCAUCGGCGUCUGCCUGGACUACGAGGAGGGGCGGGUCUUCUUCUACGACGCCGACAGCAUGCGCUGCCUGUACGAGCGCCAGGUGGACUGCACGGGCACCAUGUACCCCGCCUUCGCCCUGAUGGGCAGCGGGGGGGUGCACCUGGAGGAGGUCAUCACCGCCAAGCGGCUGGCGUACGAUGGGGAGGGGCAGUAGACGCCUGUACCCCCCACCGUGUGUGGUCCCCCCCCCCCCCCCACACCUUCCUGCCGGUCCUCCUAUCUGGUCUCUGCCUUCGAGAUCUUUCUCGUAGCCGUUAGCAACCGCCUCCAUCUCCCGUACCAAUUUAAGUUGGUUUGCAUCACGCCGCACGCCAGGAACACCUUACUGAUGUAGCACUACUGUAAUACUAAGCCAAGUGAAAACCUGAAAAACUUUGCCUAUGACCACUGGUGUGCCUUGACCCUUUUAGAUGAAUUAUGGCUUACAAUAAUAGUAAUAAUGAGGGUAACAAUAAUAAUAAUGAGGAUGAUCAUAAUUACCAUCUUGAAGAUGAUCAGUAAUAAUAAUGGUACUAAGUGAGCCUUGGUUAUGGGGUCUGCACGGGGGAUCGAGCGUCCAAUUACCAAAAUCUGUGAAAGAUGCAAAAGUUCACGACUGACAUCCACACAAUUAUAACUGACAUGCACAAACAUGUCAGAUGUAGUCCCCCCUCAGCCCCUUUGUAAAUGUUUUUUUUUGUCUGUUUUUUGUGAAAAGGAUUUUUAAAACGGUCAAGGGGAGUUUGGAUAUUGUCUGGUUAUUUUUCAAGGCCAACCAUAAAUGUUAGAACAUUUGAAUACUAAUUAAAUACACGGUAGGGGUGAAGUUUUCCAUUUCGAAAGUUUCACAGGGUGAAUUCAUUAAAGGCACAAUCAAUUAAAUAUCUACUUUUUUAAAAAUGAGGGUUAUUUAAUAGAUAAGAAGUUGAUGGGUAAGAAGUUGCGUAUUGCAGUAUUAAAGUUAUUCAUCAGAGUAGUGCUUUUGAAAGUUAGAUUUAAUACCCCCCCCUUUCCUUUUACACUAUAUUCACUUGCACAUAGCCUGUAGAUGUGGUCACUAUAGUUGUAAUGUAACGUGUUGAUAAGAUUUCACACAUUUCUUUUGAAGGAUAUCUGUUCACUGCAAUCGAUAGGAAGUUAUUCAUUGGGAAACUAGUUGGGAGCACCUUGCACAUUAGUAUCUGAAGUUUCCCUACCUUCUCAACACUACUUAAUAGCUUAACACCUUUCCCCGCUUGAUUUAGGGUUGUAAGGUAACUAUUUAGCAAUUCAGAUUUGAGCUCCACAAAAUGCAAUGCACCUUUUCACUAACUUGACUUUAAUCCAAAUCACAUGCACAGAAGCUUAUUCGUUAACUGUUCCACAAAGAAUAAAUUGCAGUUGCACUAUGUUGAUGUCGAUCAUGAAAUGAAAUAUAUAUUUCUUGAUUCUAAAGAACCGAUAAUGAAAAUACAUUGGUCUCAUCCGGUGUCUUUACCUAUUUGGAAGAUGUAGUGAGGAAAGCUGAUCAUGUAUAUAUUUGUACCUGUGCGCUGUACGCUGUUCGUGUUUUGGAUUUUUGGAUUUCAAUUCUUCUACUACUUAGAUGGGUCCCGUAAACACCGAGAAUGUAUUUCUGUACGCGGGACAAGGCGUGAAAGUAAAAGCAGGUUUGAGCUGCACGCGCGCUGCUACUCGAGCCUCUCGCUGCACGCGCGUCUUUCUGAAUCAGUCCAUCUGGGAAAGAAACGCAGCGUGACGAAUGUAGUUAACUGCGGAGAGCGGAGAUCGUCCGGCGGUUCGUCUGUCGAUCGGCCCUCGUGGAACAGGUCCGCGGUGUUGUGGUGGCCGCGCGGAAGUUCGGGCUGCUCGUGUCUUUUUCCCCCCCCCUCAAAAGGGAUGUGUUUUUUAAGGUAACUGGAAUAUCUGUCGGUCUGGCCAGGGUGUUUCGCUGUAAUAAGUUGUGUGAGUUACCUCAGGAUCUUGCCCCCCAUCGGGCUUUAGCUACCUACCUCCUUGCUGUACCCUGGCGCAACCUCUUAAUUGUACAUAAUUUUCUCAGCUCAGCUACAGAAACAAAGCAAAAAAAUAAAUAAACAUUUUUUGCUUUGCGAGGCAAUUGGAAUUUGUUUGCUGCAUAGCAUAUUUUCACUGAUUUAUAUUUCAACAGAGAUGGUACACAACCUGGAAUUUCUCUUUUCCGGAAGGUUCUUCCUGCAGAGCCAGUCUCACUGGUUACGUGUGAAUAAUACUGAAAAAUGAAUUUGCUGAGGCACAGAGGAAUACUCGAUUCAUUUUUAAAAUUAAGCAUUUAAGCAAAGCUUUUCUUAUUUUUGUAUUUUAGCCUUUGAAAAUGUGCAUAUCUAAAGACUGAAUAUGAUAUCUGGCUGGAAUGCAGCCAAAAAGGAGGAAAAGUAUGUAAAUGUAUUUCUAAUAUUGGAUGCCUCUUGGACACACAGUAAAAAAAAAAAAAAAAAAUCUGACUUAGCUGAACCUGUUCAAACCAAUUAAAUCGUCUGCUGUUCCUGGUGCUAUUCACAAUCCUUCGGCAAAAUACGGAAGGCUAACACAUUAACCAUCACUUGUUUAGGGCUUGUUUAUUUGUUUAAUUCUUUAUUCGUUUAGUUUGAAAACCGCCUCUCGAAGCCACAGCUGUAAAAGUUAUGCUUUGUUUAAAAUGAGACCAGUGAGGAAAAUUGGAUCUGAUUUUACGACUGCCGUGAUCACAGGGCUUUUUCAAAAUGUGCUCUUGGCUUUUCUGUCCUCUGUUUUUGUUUUGAGUGUCUGAGUGUCUUAAGAGUUUCUCUUUUGUGUUUGUGGUGAUUUGUUUUUUUAAAAUCUUGUGUGAAUAUUGUAAUCAUUUAUGGCAUUUGGGUACGGACUAAUGGGUGUUGAUAAAACUAAAGAAAGUAUCUUUUUUGUUGUACUACUUGGAUGUGAAACUUGCUGAGAACCUCCUGCAUAUCUUUUUGAUUUCUGGUGCUUGGUUUCCAUCAGAAUCCAUGCAGGGGAGAUAUGCAGGCUUUCUACAGUGGAUUACAUAAUCAAUUCAGAUUUCAUCCUGCGUAUUUAAUUUCACUGAAUGUAUGAUUGUUUUGGGGGUACGUAUAGAAUUAUUAAAUUGUCUGCAAAGUACUUGUGACCCCGCUUCUGGUCGUGGGGGUGGGACACAGAUUGGUUUUUUGUAGUAAUCACUGGAUAGGACUAGGUACCAUAGGUGCUUUUUUAGCUGCAUCAUUUGGGCUGAUAAAGCAGGAUUUCGCUUCAGAUGGUAAUAUCAAAACCAAAUAUUUGAGGACUUCCUAUCUGAUACGUUUUUUGAGCUAGCACUUUAUAGCAUGUACACUUUGCGCUGUGUGGUACCGUGUGGAUUGGUGUGCAAUAUGACUUAGACAACAAGAAGUACUGUAUUUGAGAAUGGAAAUGGGAUGUAACAUAGCUUUCUGUGAGUGUAAUGCUUUAAUGAAAAUGGGCUGUUUCUGUAUUCUGUUUCUUGAAAUAAUAAGCUUUUUUAAUUUGCUGUUUGGGGUUUUUUUAUAUAAAAUAAACUACAAAUCCAUUUCA